UCUUCGCCAACGUUGGAACCUUGUGCCCUGCGCGUAGCGUCGCCUCGUCGUCACUUGCUGCAACUAACGACGCCAUUUUAACUUGCAAGUUAACAAUGUUGUUGUUGUUGUGUAAAAACAGACCUGUAAAUUCUUAAGACAAAACAAUUAUCAACGUAUCUUUGGGUAUGCAUUACAAGGAAAAUAUAACGUAAAAGAAGAAAUAGUUAAACAAUAUAUCGUAGGGCAAGAUACAAUAUUCGAUUUUAAUUUAUUUUAGUCGUACUCGUGUGCUACUUUAUAAAAUAACGACGAUGGAUGGAAUGCCAGUGAAACGUGAAAUCCACGAUUCGGAUAGCGACAGUUACGUUAGUCAAGGCAUUCAUCACUCCGGUCCCGAUAGAAAACGUAACAGACGGAGUAUUGAUCUAGAUAUGAAACUGACGGUUCUUCGACUAUACGAGGAAGGCCAACAGGGGAUUGACAUUGCUCGCUUUCUCGAUCUUCCUCCGUCUACUGUUCGAACCAUCCGAAAGAAUGCUGACAAGAUUAAAGCCGGUGCCAAACAUGCUGUGCCAUUAAAUGCCAAGAAGAUUACACGUAGCAGAAGUGCUCUCAUGGAAUCGAUGGAAUCUCUACUGGCAGUAUGGAUUCAAGACCACAACCAAAACAACGUGCCCUUGACUGCUAGUGCUAUCCAGGAAAAAGCUAAAUCGCUUUACAGCGAUUUGGCUACUAGUUUUAAUACCAAGGGGGCAAAGGUUGAAGAGUUCGGGGCAAGCCGUGGUUGGUUGGAGAGGUUCAAAAAACGUUCAUGCUUCAGUGACAUUCAACUGUCAGGGGAGAUGAGUGAGGAUAUUUUUGAAGUUCAUAAAUUUCCACAAGAGUUACAAGCAGUUAUUGAUGAAGGGGGUUACUCUCCAAAACAAGUGUUCAAUGUGGAUGAAACAGGCCUCUACUGGAAAAGGCUGCCUGCUAGGACUAUGAUGUCAGUAGAAGAACAAGCAGCUUCAGGGUUUAAAGCAGCCAAUGACAGACUUUCUCUUCUUUUGGGAGGCAAUGCAGAAGGGGAUUUUAAAUUCAAACCUUUAGUGGUGUACCACACUCAGACACCAACACCACUGAAAGGCUACUCUAAAGAACAUCUUCGAGUCACGUGGAGAGCCAACAAGAAGGCAUGGCUCUCUGGGACAAUAUUCGAAGAGUGGCUGAAUGCUUAUGCCAUUCCGUCUGUAAAAGAAUACUGCGCUAGAGAAAAUUUACCUUUUAAAAUAUUAUUCGUGUUAGAUCAAGCACCCUGUCAUCCGCCCCAUCUCCUGAACCUGUCAGACAAUGUGAAAUUUGCAUUUUUACCUCUCAGCGAUUCAUCCCUUCUUCAGCCUAUGGAUCAGGGCAUCACCGCCCUGUUCAAAUGUUACUACCUACAGCAUCUUGUCCAGCAGCUUUUAUCAGCUACUGAUGGUGAGACUAAAAUUACCCCUAAAGACUUCUGGAACAACUAUGACAUUUUGAAAGCGAUCGAUAACAUUGCUGAUGCAUGGGAAGACGUUUCUUCUUCAUGUAUGAAUAACGCUUGGGAAAAAAUUUGGCCUGACUGUGUGUCAGAUAUGGCAAGCUUAGAACAAAUUAUAGAUAUACUUGAGAUGAUUAAAAAACAGAUUUCAUACCUGGCCUAUGAGGCUGAUUUUGAAGGGAUGGAACAGUCUGAUAUUGAAGAACUUCUUGCCUCCCACAGUGAAGAGCGUUCUGAAGAUGAACAGGUUGACUUGCAAACUGCUACUGAAGAUGAGGAAGAGGGACCUUCAAAAGCUGCACUGUCCAGAGUUUUUACAGUCAAACGUUUAGCAGAAUUUUUCAAACAUAUUGAUCAUGCAAUGAAAAUAAUCAAUGAAGAUGAUGCAAACAGAGAGAGGAGUUGUAGAGUUGCCAGGAUAGUUGCACAGGAGAUAGGCUGUUAUAAGGAUAUUUACUUGGAGAAAAAAAAGAAGAAAAAUUUGCAUUAGCCAAAAGAAAAGGUUAUGGUUCCAUUAUUUAGUUUUGAAUUGGUAAAAACCAUGCUUUGGUGAUGUUGAAGACAGUAGUUUAGUUAAGUUGAUUGAUGUAAUUUUGGUUUCUUGUUAAAAAAUAAAAAAUUAAUCAGGUGAUUAUUUUUAAAUUUGAAAAGGAAAU
Molecule: messenger RNA, 2148 nt
Organism: Physella acuta
Lineage: Eukaryota; Metazoa; Mollusca; Gastropoda; Physidae
Product: tigger transposable element-derived protein 1-like
Cellular component (GO): nucleus
Molecular function (GO): DNA binding
Source: RefSeq, a predicted model, not a curated record